Messenger RNA from Procambarus clarkii (red swamp crayfish), 477 nucleotides. RefSeq names its product phosphoglycerate kinase-like. The record is from RefSeq and is a predicted model, not a curated record. Lineage: Eukaryota; Metazoa; Arthropoda; Malacostraca; Decapoda; Cambaridae.
AUGGAGAACAGUGAUAUGGAGAACAGUGAUAUGGAGAACAGUGAUAUGGAGAACAGUGAUAUGGAGAACAGUGAUAUGGAGAACAGUGAUAUGGAGAACAGUGAUAUGGAGAACAGUGAUAUGGAGAACAGUUAUAUGGAGAACAGUGAUAUGGAGAACAGUGAUAUGGAGAACAGUGAUAUGGAGAACAGUGAUAUGGAGAACAGUGAUAUGGAGAACAGUGAUAUGGAGAACAGUUAUAUGGAGAACAGUGAUAUGGAGAACAGUGAUAUGGAGAACAGUGAUAUGGAGAACAGUGAUAUGGAGAACAGUGAUAUGGAGAACAGUGAUAUGGAGAACAGUGAUAUGGAGAACAGUGAUAUGGAGAACAGUGAUAUGGAGAACAGUGAUAUGGAGAACAGUGAUAUGCAGAACAGUGAAGUGGAACGUGUUACACAACACAUAAAUAAGUGGAAAGUGUCGGUGAAUUACACAUAG